AUAAAUAUAUGCUUCAUUCUUGUACUAAACUUUUUUGUUAAUUGAAAUCUAUAUUCAAUAUUAUUAAGUUUUAUUAAUCGGUGGAUAAAUACAUCUAGUAAUCCUUAUUAUCUGAUUACUGUCAACAGACCGGAUUAUGAGUAAUUGUUUUUGUUCCGCUGUCGGUAUUCAUCAUUCGUUUGGUAAUUAGUAACAUGAAAUGUUAGCAUAUAUUUAAACCAUACUAUGGCAAAUUUUCCUAAACCUUGGGAACAAUAUGUGAGGAAUCAUGAUUCCAUGAAGUUCGCAUCUCAGGCAGAUAUAGGCCUACGAUCACCUCUUGUCAGGCAUGGAGUUCCUCCGUUACCUCCACGUUCCAGCUCCUCAUCAAGACAUAGACUCCAUCGUUACAACAACUUUUAUCAUAAUAGUUAUGGGGAUUAUGGUGGUUUUUAUUCCCCAUAUUCAACUUCAUUAUAUAGACAGCAAGACUAUGAAAAUAGAUAUAUUCAGAUGGCUGAGGAGUCAGCUCAGCCAGCAUUUGAUUCUAUAGAAGCAUUUAUAAGAGGAUUCAGCUCUGUCACAAUGAUGUUAGAAUCAACAUUCCAAGCUAUGAACAUGUCAUUCAGAGCUAUAUUAGGAGUCGCUGAAAAUGUUUCAAAGAUGCGAACUGCGAUAAUUGAGUUCCUAUCUGCCUUUGCAAUACUUAAAAUUAUGUAUUCAUUCUAUAGAAAAAUUCUCCACUUUUUGGGCCUGGUGAAUGGAAUGGAGGUUAGUUGGAAGUCAACGGAAAGAACCAUAGUCGAAGAAAGCUCUAGGAAGCGACAAUGGCCUAUUUUGGCUUUUCUUGGGGCAAUAAUUAUUGGACCUACUUUAGUCUACAAGUAUUUAUUACCUGACGAAGUUCCAGAUGAUGAAGAAGUAGAAAUUGUUGGGAUCUAUGAUUUCGAAGCAGAACAUCAAGGAGAACUUUCAUUCUCUAAAGGAGACAAAAUGACUACUAAAAGGUCUGAACUGAAAAAGAGUUGGCUAUGUGUAUCUAAAGCCAAUGGAAAAGGUUAUGUUCCUUACAAUCGAGUUGGUUUUGCUAAAAGAAAAACAGGAAAGCCAAAGAAUGAAAUAGAAAUUUACCCAGAAAACAUAACUGAUAUUUGAUUGCUUGAAUUGUGCUUUCAUUGGCAGAUUGUAGAGACAGAUAAUUAAAUGAAAAUAAAAAAUCAAACAUACUUGCUACUAUACUACCAGUGAUUAGUAGCUCUUUCCAUUCUCUUGUGAUUUUAUACAUCAUAGUAAAAUAGUUUUAUUUAUUUUUUGUAUAUAUAAAAAAAAUUCCACCUAAGGAUUUAGCCAAUUUAGUCACCUCCUAUUAUUUCACAGAAAACAAGUUAAAAAUAUUUCAAAUGACUGAUAUCUAAUCCUUAUACUCAAAAUUACAAUCAUCAUUGUUAUAUUUUAAACUAUUUAUAAUUUUGUGUACAAUAUUUAAUUAUUUUCAAUGUAUAAUUGAUAAUGAAUAGUUCUAAUUUUCAAAUUUCGCCUUAUUUUUUUCUAAAGGAUGAAUUAAAUUUAAAAUUUUCUGAGUCUUAAAAUUUGCAAUGUAUGAUCGUUAAUUAAUUUCAUUUAUUUAUAUAAGACAAUAAAUAUAUGUUCGUUGAAAAAAGCUGUUUUUUGUAAAUAGUUAAUGAAUAGGUUAUUCAAUUAUUUUUAACUAAAAUUUUGAAGGCUGAGCUGUGAAUAUAUAGGUAUAUUACUUAAUAUUAAAAUAAAAUCAUCAAUAAUGAAAGCCAAGAAUUUAUGUAUACAACCAUUGUAAAUUUUUUAUGACAGUCUGGAAAUAUUAUGUAUUGUGAAUGUCAAGUUUUCACUUGGCAGCAUAUGUAUGUAUUUAAAUAUUCUGAUAUUGCUAUUGCAAAUUUUUAUAACUGUUAUAACAUUUUCAUUAAUAAAGAAGUGUCUUAUUACUGGUUUUGAUGAAUAA
Nezara viridula (southern green stink bug) is the source of this 1957-nucleotide messenger RNA. The record is from the annotation of a GenBank genome assembly. Lineage: Eukaryota; Metazoa; Arthropoda; Insecta; Hemiptera; Pentatomidae.